Molecule: messenger RNA, 4853 nt
Organism: Porites lobata
Lineage: Eukaryota; Metazoa; Cnidaria; Anthozoa; Scleractinia; Poritidae
Source: the annotation of a GenBank genome assembly
AUUUUGUGUUUGAUGCGUGGUCUUUCCAUUCGCGUGCAUGGUGUUCGACUGUUGAAUAUGUCGAACAUGGAGAAUUUCCUGGGGAUGUUAAGCGAGCAACUUGGUGCAAAAAUCUCCAUCAACACGACGGUUUUGAACCCCACGUAUCCGCUCAAGUUUGAAAGGUUUGGCGACGGAAAACUCGAAGACGACGCCGAGUUCCAAUCGCACGUCAAAGAGCUAUCGACACAGGGCCACGAUGUCGCUAUAGAAUUUGCCUCAGAUAAACGCUUCUACUCGAGCUCAAAGAUUUACAAGGCAGAAAAGAUGGCUAGAAAGGCAUAUGUUGAGGAUGAUCCUGUUGCUGCUGUUAGGAAAGCGUUGAAAGUAUCGCCUUAUUGCCCCGAAGCUUACAACGUGAUGGCGCAGUUCCAAGCUAACACCUAUGAAGAAGCUCUUGGUAAGGAUGCUUCAUUUCGUCUACUGUGUGUUUUUAAUUUCACGAAAAUGUAAAUUAUUCCAGUCUGUGAAUUGUUAUUUUGUCUUAUCUAAAAUAAUGCAGGGUCUACUUCGUGAUGAAACGAUUGUAGGCUUCCUAUAUAUUGCAACGAAAGUCAUGGUGUGUACUGAGGUCGACUGCAAUCUGAUAACUCCACUCUAAAUUCCGGUCAUGCAUAUUUCUCACGUGUCGGAACGCAUAACACAAUGGGCAAUUUUCUCGUUUGCCAUUGACGUGCAGAGUGUGGCCUAAAAUUGUACAGAGGUGGAUCCAGAAAUUUCAGAAAGGGGUGGCCGCUACACUUGGCAGCCAGAUUGAUACUAUUUUUACUAUUUAACUAUGUAUUGUUCAAAAAUAAUACGAAAUUUCCCAGAAAAGUGGCUGGCCGCGGUCCCCUUGGCCAACCCUAAAUCUGCCCUUGCCUAGUCCCUGUACGGUGUUUUCCCAGUUCCUCUCGGUCAAUUCAUUUCAGUGACAUAUCCGAGGCGAACGGGCGGGAAACAUUUUCGCUUGGACCACCUGACCCGAAACGCUUUGGCCGCGAGGAAAAAUGAGGCCUAGGGACUAGGCAAAAUCUGCCCAUGUUUCAGCUUUAAUUUUCGCACCCGUCACUUCACCUUACUCAUAACUUUCAUAGAAAAAAUGAUCUUUCAACUCACUCCGUGAGCCCCUUUUAUUUAGGCAGAUUCUUUACAGAUGUAUGUCACCCUGGACAGAUGAAUAUUUUCCAGUCAGUACCUUAUGGUUUGGAAAAUGGUCAGGUGUCUAAUAUCAAAAAUAUCUUUCUCGAAAUCAGAGUUUUACAACAAGGCUGUGGAACUAGCACCAAAUGUAAGUGCUGAAUUUGAGCAAGAGUUACCAAAGCGGAGAGCUUGGUCUUUAAAUCACCUGCGAAGUUACUUUCGAGCGGUGCAUGGCCAAGCUAAUACCUUACGUAAGAUGGGGCGGUAUGAAGAAUCUCUCGAAAAGUAUCUUCAACUUGAAAAGCUGGACCCAGCGUUCUACAGGUAUACUAGUUAAUUUAUUUUUUUUAUUUUGUUUUAAGAUAAUAUUAUUAUUUUAGCUUCACAGUAAUCAGGUUCUUUUUUUCAAUUUUACAGAUUUAAACAGCUUAACAACGGUUUAACAGCACUCAACAAGGCUGUGCUCUAUGAAAAGUUGAAGGGAGCCCACUUCUCUGAACUAGUGAAAUCUAGGGGGCAUGGCAUAUGGUUUCUUUAAUGAAACCAAGAUUUUCGCAUUGCCAGUGAGUAAAAGUUAGGUGCCUGGGGCAAUUGGGCACUUCUAGAACACAGCCUUGCUCAAGAAAUAAUGAAAACUUUCUUCCAGCUUAAAAAGCGUGGAAUUAAUGCAAACCACAUAAUACACUCAUUUUCUGAUUCGAUCAAGUGGGUUGACACUUAUAAUUUUCAGGGAGGGCACUUAAAAAAAUGUGACCAGUGUGUCAUUGAAAAGCACUGCUUCAUUCUUAUAAUGGAGCUUGAAGACUAGCCCUACAUUUGUAGCAAAUUUAUUACAGUUUCCAGAAAAUUAGCUGGGUAAAAGCUUGAAAGUGUGCCAGCAUAUUCAGGGAAAUAUGGGCUUUACUGGUACACAACAUCAUGUAAUAUACUUUUGUUUUGACUUGUUAGCUGGUGUUCAUAUGCCAACUGGAGGUACCAUGUAUUAGAGGUUUACAUGAAAUUGGGUGAUGACAGGGGAGCACUCAAGUUUGCCAUGAAAAAGUCCAAUGUAGAAGCUUUUCAAUUUUCUUCAUCAUGUGGGGCGUGGUUUUGGACCAAAGCAUUGCUUGACUAUCGCUACAAGCAACACAGAGGCUAUGCUGAAGACUUCUAUGAUGCAGUGAUAGACAGAAAUGAUCCUGAAUCUCAGAAUGUCUUUAAUAGCUUUGAAGGCACAAUUUUAAGAGCCUUUCAGGCGUCACCAGAGACAUUAAGUUUUCUGACUGGUGAACGCAAGCUGCCUGACUGUCUGAUUCCUGUGCUCAUGGGAAACUGGAGGUCACUGACUAAUGUGGCCACUUACUGUCUGUCCAAUGCUGAACUUUGGCGCAACACGCCAGGGGCUUUGGAAUGGGCUGCAUCCAAUGCUAGAACAUUUAUGUGCUCAAUGAUUUUGGAUCAAGAUAAGGAAAACUGUAAAAGACUUGGUAUUCCAUGCACAUCCAAGAAAUUUAAAGAACUGCUCAGCCAAGGAAUUUUCUUUGAUGCAAAGGUUAAUCGAAGCAGCAAGACAUUAGUGCACUGUGCCGUGUGUGGUGAAAUGCCUCAGUAUUUGCAGAUGCUGAUUGAUGCUGGUGCAAAUGUCAAGAUUGUCCCAAGAGGUGGCCGUGGUAUUCCACAACCUCUGCACAUGGCUUGCUAUUACAGCUUCAGCUCAGAGAUCAUCCAGAUCCUGUGCAAGGCAGGUUGGUACCCAUUAUUAUUUUACAGUUCUGAAAUUACUUUUGAACAGAUCUUCUUAGUUUUAGCUUGGGUGUGGCUGGGAAGGAGUGUAAGGGUUUUUGGUGAUGUAUACAUGUAGUUUUUGGGUUAAUCAUAAAAAAUCUUAGGAGCUGUCUGGGACAUUUUUGGAAAUCCUUGUCAUGACAAGACAAAACUCUCAUGCACUUGACUCAGAAAAAGUUGACAGGUAUUAGAGAGCCUUUUCCAUUGUCAAACCUAAUUUAUUAAACUGGCAACAUGCAGUGCAUUUGAGAUAGUUAGGGCUCCAAAUACUGAACUUUAUGUCCAAGCCACUGAUCACUACAUGUACAUAUGUUCUGAAAGUGAAUUAAUUACCAUACAUACUGAGAUAAUUAUACUCACCAAAAAGUUUUCAACUUUCAUACGCAAAAUGGUUUCUAGCCAGUCAGAGCUACAAACUAUGUUUUUCACAUGUGAGAAAAUUAGUUUACACAAUCAGAAUCACAAUGUACAGUACAUAAUUAUUCUGUUAAGCAAAUCAAGACAAAAUGGAAGGCAGACCUACAUAAUAUAUUUUUUUAUAUAUUUUUUAUGUACCGAAAUUUAUUGUAAUUUGAUUGUGAAUAAAACUAUGCCUAAAAUUUGAUACUCAAAAUUAUUAAAAUUGUGUAUAUUAUUGAUACUUGGGUAAAAUAAAAGUUAAUAGUCUUAGUUAUAAUACUUAGUUCGUUACAAAAGUUUGUCCAGUGUUCUGAAGGUUGUGUAUGUUAUGGUUCAAUUUUAUCCCUGGUUUAAAUUUAUUUUCAUUUGUCUUUGGGUGUGUAUAAUAAUGAGUUAAAACUAAGGUAAAGUAAACUUAACCUAAGGAUAAAAUAAAAACCUCAACACGCAAAGUACUUUGUCUUUCAGGUGCUGAUCCAACGGACAAGUGCGGGUUCCACUACUCUCCUCUACAAAUGGCAGCUGAACAAGGUGGACUCAGAGCUUUGAAAGCAGCAUUUGAUUGCCUUCCUGACUACCGCAAGAAAGAUCAGAAGGUCCUUGACAGCAUUCUACUUGCUGUGUUUCAGAGCUCAUGCUAUGAGUGUGUGACAGGUCUGGGUGACCUGUGCCAGCGGUGCCUUGGUGGGGAUGGUCCACAUCGAUCAGAUGCAACAUGGACAGGGGUGCUGGAUUUCCUCACAGAACUAAAUUACAAACCAUCCAACAAGUACCUGGACAGCAUGCAGGAAUUUCCCAAGAAAAAGAAACUCUUUGCUUAUUAUGUCUGCAAGCUGCGAGGAGAGGAGCCGAAAGAAGCGGCAGAGGGUCCAGACUUGAGAAGAAGGCCACUGUCUCUUACACAGCCAUCCAGCCUUUCAACAUUCCUGUCAGCACUGGGACAGUUUGGAGACCUUCCCAGUGAACUGCAGAAACAGCUUCAAAGCACUAAAGCCAUCAUGCCCAAGUCAGUGAAGUCAAUGUGUGAGAAUUGCAAAGGUAGUGAAAGGAAGAUGAUGGUUUGUGGGCAGUGUCGUCAGGCUUACUACUGCUCCCGAGAAUGUCAGAAGAAAGACUGGAAACAGCACAAGAAGUCUUGUGCAACAAGAAAGGAGUGAAGAAAGUUCUUUAUUCUUAUUACUAUCAGUUAUCCUGCCAUUCAUAAAGAGUAUUGUCCAUGUUGAUAAAUAGGAGGAAAUAGAUUGCUUCGUUAUCUGUGAAAAGAACUAUACUUGUACAUUAUUUUCUGCCAUGUUCUUUAAUGGAAAUCAAUUUUUCUCAGUCUUCAGCCACAUGGUAUAUGUUCACGUUUUUAUAAUCGUUGCUGUUUGAAUCAUAUCUUUUUGCCCUGUGGAUGAGUACAUAGGGGGGUUUCGCUAUGUUAAGCACUGACAGCUUUUAAAGAAUUAAAUAACCCAAAGGCAUUUAUUUUUAUAGCAUUGCUGAAGUUAUGGCAUAUUGAAAAAAUUUUUAUCAGAAUUUCAUGACAG